Ilex paraguariensis (yerba mate) is the source of this 1032-nucleotide messenger RNA. The record is from the annotation of a GenBank genome assembly. NCBI's taxonomy places the organism in Eukaryota, Viridiplantae, Streptophyta, Magnoliopsida, Aquifoliales, Aquifoliaceae.
AGAAACCACGCAGAACAAAUAGCGUUGAACAACCUGUUAUUGGGAGAAAUAUCAGAAAUCCAGCGAGAGGCAUUGCUAAUCCGAGAAAUUCCUGGAAGGCUGCUUGAAUCAAUGUCAAAAUGCAAUGACAUAUACAAAGAUGCUUUGUCGGUUUUACAGGAUUUUGCAGCUGAUGAUAAAUUUUCAACUGCAAAAGUGCUCUCUUGCGCAAGUGAGAUUGGUACAUGUCUUUUUUCAACAUUGGAAAGCCAUUUCUCAAUGGCUAUGGAUGACCAUAGGACUUCCACUGAGAACAGAUCUUCAGUGCGAGAACAAUGCAACAUUAUUUGUGAAAGGUUGAACGGCACAGUUACAUCCUUGGUGUUAUCUGAUGCACAAAUUCUCAAGGAUGAUGGCUGCAGAUAUAAGGGCUGCACUUUGGGAGGAGAAAUUGCCUGUUGGAAGGAGAAACUGGAUAAUGAAGUCAAUGAAAUCAAGGAAAAAUACCUGAGCUUGGAGAAAGAAAUGAAUAUUAAUAAUCAGCUUCUCGAGGUUUCUAAGCAUAGAUAUCAUAGCUUAGAAAGAGAGUUCCAUAAUUUGAAAGAAGAAAGAGAUGCUCUGCUCCAGAAGGUCUCCAGUUCAUCUCAAAGACUUGCACAGGUUACUGAGCAAAAGGAAAAGGUUUUGCAUGAUUUCAACACUGAAGUACAGAGGAGGAAAGAUCUCGAACAAGAGAUCAAACAGUUUAGUGUUGCUUUUGCAUGUCGGCAGAGAUCACUCAUCUCCUUCCACACUGAUUUUAAAACUAAAGUUGAGAACAUGAAGGCACAGAGUGCAGUUUCCAUACGAAAAUGAAGGGGCUACUGAAUAUGGAGAAGUGGUUGCUGCUAUGCAAUGAAGUUCCCCAAUUUAACUGAUCACAAUCUCAUUGAUGCAUAUUUGAACAAAUUACAUGUCCGAACCAAACAUUAUAGCUUGAUUUCUUCUUAUUUAUGUACUUCUUCAGUAAUGUGAUACAUUUAUAGGUUCUUUAUAUGAUACAUGGACUUGCCC